Messenger RNA from Aspergillus novofumigatus IBT 16806, 918 nucleotides. Its product is annotated as putative NmrA-like family protein. The transcript is spliced from 3 exons. Lineage: Eukaryota; Fungi; Ascomycota; Eurotiomycetes; Eurotiales; Aspergillaceae. The record is from RefSeq and is a predicted model, not a curated record. The annotation marks the transcript as partial.
AUGAGCCUCAAAUAUCUCAUCACCGGAGCCACUGGCGGCCUCGGCAAAGAAGUCCUCGCCUACUUCGCAGCCAACCGUCCCUCCUCAGAAUACGCGGCCGCCUCGUCGAGGGAAUCGAAUCGAAAACAGUUCGAAGAGCGAGGAAUUGCCUUUCGUCAUGUAGACUACGAUGACCCGCGCACGCUCGACGCAGCCUUCCCGGGCGUCGAGAAUCUCUUCUUCGUCAGUACCAAUGUCUUUGACAAUGAGAGACGCAUCAAGCAGCAUCGGAAUUUCGUGGAGGCUGCCAAGAGAGCGGGCGUCAAACAUGUGUGGUAUACGUCGCUCGCGUUCGGAGGAUUGAAGUCCGAUUCCAAAGCGGCGAUUCAGCAGGCGCAUCUCCAGACGGAAGAUUUACUCAGAGAGUCGGGAAUCACAUUCACCUCCAUCCGCGAGGGAGUCUACGCCGAUGCAUUCCCGCUGUUCCUCAACUGGUAUCCCGACACCACCACCGUGUCCCUCCCCGCCGACGGACGCUGCGCUUUCACUCUGCGAAAAGAGCUCGGGGAAGCAAACGCCCGACUGAUGCUCCAGGGUGGUCACGAGAACGAGAUCGUCCUCCUGGCAGCAGGGGAGACCAUCAGUUUCGCCGAGGCAGUGGACGUGAUCAACGAGACGACAGGGUGGAACGUCCGAUUCCAGAUCGUCUCUCCGGAGGAGUAUGUGCGUUUGAGCGCAGCGAACGACCAGGGAGGCAAGCCCGCCGAGUUCUUCCAGGCGCUGGUGAGCUGGUACGAGAGUGUUGCGCAGGGGGAAAUCAGCCACACUGAUCCAUUGAUGAAGGAGGUGCUGGGCCGGGAGCCAACCACGCCGCGAGAGGCGAUUCGGGGGUUUUUGUUGGAGAAUCGGGAUUAUACCUGGCAUCAGAAUUAUGUGAAG